AUGUCUUCCUUCUCACGGGUUCUGCGCCCUGCCCUCCGGGGCUCAAGGGGUCUUGCCCAGACUGUCGCUACAUCUAGCCGCGUUGCUCGACCCGCCGUCGUUCGCAGCGUAAAUAUCGCUCGCCCUCUAUCCACCACUUCUGCCCUCCGCUCCGAAACCAUUGAUAUCACGGACAUCCCUCCCACCCCCAUCAGCCACCUCUCCGAGGUUGAGGCCGCCAUGGCCGAGUCUGUCAACAAGUUCGCCAACGAGGUCAUCCUCCCCAAGGCUCGCGACAUGGACGAGGCCGAGGAGAUGGACCCCACCAUUGUGCAGCAGCUCUUUGAGCAGGGCCUCAUGGGCGUCGAGAUCCCCGAGGAGUACGGCGGCGCCGGCAUGAACUUCACCUCUGCCAUCAUCGGCAUUGAGGAGCUCGCCCGCGCUGACCCCAGCGUCAGUGUCAUGGUGGACGUCCACAACACGCUCUGCAACACUGCCAUCAUCAACUACGGCUCCGAGGCCCUCAAGAAGAAGUGGUUGCCCAAGCUGGCCACCAACACUGUCGCAUCCUUCUGCUUGUCCGAGCCUGUCUCCGGCUCCGAUGCCUUCGCCAUGGCCACUCGCGCCGAAGAGACGGCCGACGGCUUCAAGAUCAACGGCGGCAAGAUGUGGAUCACCAACUCCAAGGAGGCCGAGUUCUUCAUCGUCUUCGCCAACCUCGACCCCAGCAAGGGCUACCGUGGUAUCACCGCCUUUGUCGUGGAGAAGAACACCCCCGGAUUCUCCAUCGCCAAGAAGGAGAAGAAGCUCGGUAUCCGCGCCAGCAGCACCUGCGUCCUCAACUUUGACGACGUCCUCAUCCCUAAGGAGAACCUGCUCGGCGAGCGUGGUCAGGGCUACAAAUACGCCAUCAGCCUCCUCAACGAAGGCCGCAUCGGUAUUGCCGCCCAAAUGACCGGUCUGGCAUUGGGAUCCUUCGAAAACGCAGUCAAGUACGUCUGGAACGACCGCAAGCAGUUCGGUUCCCUGGUCGGUGAAUUCCAGGGCAUGCAGCACCAGAUUGCUCAGUCGUACACCGAAAUCGCUGCCGCCCGCGCCCUCGUCUACAACGCCGCCCGCAAGAAGGAGGCAGGCGAGGAUUUCGUCAGAGACGCUGCCAUGGCCAAGCUGUACGCUUCCCAGGUCGCCGGUCGUGUUUCUGGCCUGGCAGUUGAGUGGAUGGGUGGUAUGGGUUUCGUUCGUGAGGGCCUGGCUGAGAAGUUUUGGCGUGACAGCAAGAUCGGUGCCAUCUAUGAAGGCACCAGCAACAUUCAGCUCAACACUAUUGCCAAGUUGUUGCAAAAGGAGUACACCAACUAA
Pochonia chlamydosporia 170 is the source of this 1338-nucleotide messenger RNA. RefSeq names its product acyl-CoA dehydrogenase, mitochondrial precursor. NCBI's taxonomy places the organism in Eukaryota, Fungi, Ascomycota, Sordariomycetes, Hypocreales, Clavicipitaceae. The record is from RefSeq and is a predicted model, not a curated record. The transcript has 2 exons. Gene Ontology annotation, molecular function: flavin adenine dinucleotide binding; acyl-CoA dehydrogenase activity. Bases 1 to 1338 code for a protein of 445 amino acids. Gene Ontology annotation, cellular component: mitochondrion.